Molecule: messenger RNA, 1559 nt
Organism: Seminavis robusta
Lineage: Eukaryota; Bacillariophyta; Bacillariophyceae; Naviculales; Naviculaceae
Source: the annotation of a GenBank genome assembly
UCAUUCACGUCAAGUGUGCACCUCGUCCUCGAUGUCCUGGCCAAAUGUUGGGCUUCCCACCUAUCUAUGCCAUGCUUCAAUUCACAGGCUACCUACAAUCUACCGGUAGGAGGAGAUUUCACAAGAGAAAGUUUAUCAAUGUCUAUUCAACACAAAUGCUUUUCAAGCUUCCUGCUCCCUCCAAAGCCAUCAGCCCUACCGGGAAGUACUAGCUAGCCUACCAGUACCGUACGAUACAAUAAAAUGAAAAGCGUGCCCAUGGCAACAUAACAUGGGCCGGGCCACAACCAUCGAGUUGCUCUGGUAUGUACCAGUCUGGUACGGUUCUGGUACCAGUACUGUAGACUCCCAACGACACUCAGUCUUGCCAGGGGAACAGUGCUCCAGAUUUGUAAGUCUUUGAGGGUUGACAGCUAAUUCAUGGAAGGAGGCAUUGACCUAUUGUCAAAGACCAAGCUUGUAAUCUGGUAACUUUCACCUACUUCCAGAUUGCUGCUCCCAGAUCCUACCAUUCUCCUAUUCCUUGGCUGGAUCAAACAGAUCUUCCCACCAUCAUGAAGCUUCAUUCUGUCUUGAAGCCAGAGCACGCGGCUGAUCUUGAGAAAUCCAACAACGAGGCUCGAGCCCUCACCUUCAAGCACAAAGCUACCGAGGAACUCAAGUACACUGCUGAGCUCGAGAGUCACGCCCUGUUCAAGCGCAACGUGAAGCGCGGCCGUGCGUCCGACAGCGCCAAGGGCAACUCCGACGCUUGGUUGGCCCAUUGCACUAGUUACUUUGCUUUUUUCCUUGUAGGCUUCCAUGUCGAACUCUAUUUCGUACAGUGAUUCCUCUUCUGAACUUCUGAAGUGACGGGUGCAACAUCAUCCAUACCCCCUUUGACUAAUAUCCUUCCAUUGAUACCCACGAGAGCGCCCAUGAGUUUUAAGUUAGGGUCCGUCAGUGCCUCAUGGACUGUCCCUCCGAGGACACCUGCAUACAAAGAGAGACACCAUCAGAGAUGAUUUCGCCACGCUAAAGGAGAAUGGAAAUGAGUUACCUGAAUGCAAAUUUUCCGUAUCGUCACCGGAUACUCGCAUCUUGAAUUGGGUGCUUGGGGAUGGAGUAGAAUAUUGUGGUUAGCGGCCAAAUAUCUCAAAUCUUGCAUUCAUCAUGCUCGUGGAGAACUCAACAAACAGAAGAAGGCAAACAAAACUAGUUACUCAGUACAAAAUUCAAUCUACGAGCUUGUGCCGUCAACUCUGGUUUUUCUUGAUUUGAGAGAGGUUAUGGAAUGACGCAGCUUCAAUUGGCCGACCUGUGCAACAGGACCACCCAUCCCGCCUCCGCAUUCGAUUCCACUUAAAACCUCAGCAGAGAGGAGCUAGUAUCCAGCAAAAGCGCAUGCGCAUUUUAAAAUUAAACAACAUCUCAUCUGAACCCACCGAACAACGACAUCUGUUGCGUCUCGGUUUGGCAAUCGCACAAACCAGUUCAGCCUUUUAGCGGUUCAUCCUCUUCGCACGUUUCUAUUAAUCCUGCACGCAUGCCAUUCGUGAAUUCGACUGGGGGAAGUCGCC